AUGCCUCCGAUCACGAAUUUUUUCAAACCACCCGCCUUCUCGCGCUUGUCACAACCCCCGACCCCGGAGAGAAAUAAAAGCAAACCCCAGCCAAAACAGCCCUCGCAAGCCCCGUCGUCCCCGCCAUCCGAUCCCCCGCCAUCUUCGAGAAUAGAUCUGACCUGGGAAGAUCAAGAUGACCCGGGAAGCCAGCUGGGUGCAUCCCUUUUGCAGUCAAUAAGCAACAAUACUCAUUCGUCUCUUCCGCCCGAACAAAGCUUUCAAAGUCCCGAGUCGGCACCACCACCACCACCACCACCACCUUCAUCUCUUGGAAGCUUCAUUGCCUCGCAACGCAUCGUCAAAGAUGGCAAAGAAGUCGUGAUCAGUUCAGAUGGAGAGGAUACAGACUCAGCAGACUCACUCGAUGAUCCCAGCUUCUUGCUUGGGCCGAAGUUUAGGCAGCAAAAGCAAGAGAUCAAGCCGAUCCGAGUCGAAAAGGCAUACCUGCAAACGCUUUCGGUCCCAACGAAAUACAAAAACUCUUUAGACUCGCUUGUACAUUCUGCUCUUGGCGACCAAAAGACUGAAGCAAACGUCGCUAAGAUCAGGGCGGGUUUCGAGCCAAGUGACAGUCGAGCUGUGUCUGGUCAAGACGCGGGAUCAAAGACAAAGAAUGACGUUCAAGGAGUGUUAACAUCGGCUCUGAGGGAGUCUGAGGAUGGAAAAGACUUCCGACGUCUGAUGGAUGCCAUUCGAAGAACUGAGGCUCUCGACCAGGACCGCAUCUGGCGCUUCUUCGAUCAGGUGCAGAUGACGCCGGCCGCACCAGAGUUCCCACGAGAUCUAUUUCCGCCCAACUCUUACCUGUGCGCCCUACGAGAAACCAACUCUCGAGUUCGUGCUUUCCAAUCGGGCAUCUUAGAAUAUGCUGCAUCGUUGCGGCAACUGCCCGAUGAGCUUCUUUGCUGGCUCUUCCGCUCAAUCCCACUCGAGCCCCGGGAUGAGUUAAGGCAAGCUUAUUGCCGGAUCUUCACGCAAACGCCCGCUCAACGUGUGGAGAAUCUCAUUCAUCCGGAUGAUAUCGAUGGACUAUUUCGGCAAAUGGGUGCCAGGCCGCAAGCACUGGAUCUCACAGACAGUGUCGUAGAGGAUACUUACGAACAAAUCUCCCAGAAGCCUCAGCUCAAAGUACGAGGGGUCCUUUUCUCUACUUUUGAUUUGCUCCAGGAUGCUGCCGACUUGUUUUCGAUUGAUACUCGAGAGCGCGCAAUUCAGAUCUUGCUGCGUAUGACACUAGACACAUCAUUGACGGCGGAUAAUCUCAUUCAUUCCGAGCUACAAAGCGCUCUCAGUGCUCUUCUGGAAAGAGUGCCUGAAGCUGAUACCGAAGAGAUGGAUCGUCGAAUCUGUGCAACGGUGUAUGGGACUGUCAAGGAUCCCCAAUUCCAAAGCCGCAUGCUGCACCAUAUUCUUCCCACGUCGGCCUGGAUUUCACUGCUGCGGUACCGCCUCGGCGUGGCUUUUCUUCUUAAGAGCCCGGAGGCCUUGACAGAAACUCCUGCGGCGGUUCUCGACCUUAAACGCCUCACCCUCUUCUUGAUCCAAGACGACCGAUUUCAUAAGCAACUACGCAAUCCAAAAGACGAAUAUGACUAUAGCGAGCUAACUGCCAUUGCUCUUCUCCUGGACGUUGUCGUCAACUCCGCUCCGUACUCCUUGAGAUGCGCUCAAGUGGAACCGGCGAAGGAGCUUGACGCUAUCAUCGACAAGCUGGCAACGCAGAUCAAAAAGAUAUUCAGCUCGAUUCAAGACUCUGGCGCUUCUCAUCUCAAACGCAUGCUGGCUAAGGAAGCCUUGGAGGCGCUCCACUAUCGAGUGCUUUACGCGGUCCGGUCCAAACCGCCUCCCAAGAAGACCCUCUUCAAACACUAUGGCUUGGAGCAGCAAGAUGGCAACAUUCGCAAUAUAUUUAGGCCCAAAGAUACUAAAGAUACCACUGAUGACGGGAUAUCGAGUUCCGCAGAUACGACCGAGCGUACAGCCAUGCCUAUCCGAGGGCACUAA
Molecule: messenger RNA, 2046 nt
Organism: Penicillium atrosanguineum
Lineage: Eukaryota; Fungi; Ascomycota; Eurotiomycetes; Eurotiales; Aspergillaceae
Exons: 7
Coding region: 1-2046 (681 amino acids)
Source: RefSeq, a predicted model, not a curated record